AUUCAUUGUCUUAACAUGGUUACCAAAGUCAUUGUUGUUUGCGUUUUGGCCGUCCUACUCUGUGGCCAAUACACAGAGGGCGUGAACAUCAUCUCCAAGGCCCAAUGGGGUGGUCGGGCACCCACCUACCGCGUUGCCCUAGGCAACUACCUCAACUAUGCCAUUAUCCAUCAUACCGCCGGUGCCUACUGUGAGACCUUCGCCGCAUGCUCUCAGCAAAUGCGAAAUGUUCAGUCCUACCAUAUGGACAGCCUAGGCUGGCCCGAUAUUGGUUACAACUUUUUGAUUGGUGGUGAUGGCAAUGUGUACGAGGGGCGUGGCUGGAACUCGAUGGGAGCUCAUGCAGCCGAAUGGAAUUCCUGGAGCAUUGGAAUUAGCUUCAUGGGAAACUACAAUUAUGAUACACUGGAACCGAAUAUGAUCUCUGCUGCCAAGGAGCUGCUCCAGGAUGCCGUUAAUCGUGGUCAAUUGAGCUCUGGAUAUGUGCUGUAUGGCCAUCGCCAGGUCAGCGCCACCGAAUGUCCUGGCACUCAUAUUUGGAAUGAGAUCAGGAGCUGGACGCAUUGGUCAGCUUAAGAAACAAAGUUCCAAAUAAUAAAAAAAUGCAUUGAAAAUGAAUUCUGUUUAAACAUA
Messenger RNA from Scaptodrosophila lebanonensis, 633 nucleotides. RefSeq names its product peptidoglycan-recognition protein SC1a/b-like. NCBI's taxonomy places the organism in Eukaryota, Metazoa, Arthropoda, Insecta, Diptera, Drosophilidae. Gene Ontology annotation, molecular function: zinc ion binding; N-acetylmuramoyl-L-alanine amidase activity; peptidoglycan binding. Bases 16 to 576 code for a protein of 186 amino acids. The record is from RefSeq and is a predicted model, not a curated record. Gene Ontology annotation, biological process: innate immune response; peptidoglycan catabolic process. The transcript has a single exon.